AUGGGGGUUUUGGCGACUAGAACUCCGCAUCGACCUAAUCCAAUUGGACUCAGUGUAGCAAAGGUGGAGGCAGUGGAUGGACAUGCAAUUUUGCUUUCUGGAGUAGAUUUGGUUGAUGGCACGCCUGUACUUGAUAUUAAACCAUAUCUGCCAUAUUCUGAUAGCGUUGAAGGCGCGACUAUUCCUAAUUGGUUAGAGGUUGAUGGUGCAUUAGCUGUGGAGUCUAUCCACUUUUCUGAGCACUUCAUUUCUUCACUUUCCAAUUGCUGGGCGCAUGUACAAAAGCAGGCACUCUAUGCCUCAGCAGACGAGUUUCAGGACCUGAUCAAGGAGGUGCUCUCCUGGGACAUCAGAUCAUUGUCUCAGCGACUCCGCCCUCACCAGGUGACCAUUGAAAGCAAGGCGGAUGAUUGUGGUAGCAAAGCUGAUAAGGAUUGCAGAAACAAAGAAGAUUACCAAGCCGCUGACUCCUGCUCGAUCGUAGUCUAUCACCUUCAUCUGGAAGGCAUUGAUGUGUCAUACAAAAUCGAUGAAAAUUCCAACAUCAUUGUUGACAAUGCAGCCCUUCUCCCCAGUGCUGCAAACCAAAACAGGUGUAGCUACUUAACAUGGAGGGAUAAACUUAAUACUUUGUAGGAGAGUAGUAUUAGAUAAAACUUUUGGUAAGUCGCAGGAGCACAAGCUGCACAACGCUGUACAAUAUCAUGAGGCUGAUGAAUUCAGUAGCAACCAGUACUCUAUAAUGCAC
Molecule: messenger RNA, 748 nt
Organism: Triticum dicoccoides
Lineage: Eukaryota; Viridiplantae; Streptophyta; Magnoliopsida; Poales; Poaceae
Exons: 5
Coding region: 1-636 (211 amino acids)
Source: RefSeq, a predicted model, not a curated record